AUGAGUGGAAAUGAUACCGGAGGAAGAAGACGCUUUGAAGACACAGAGCACACACUACACAUCUACCCUGGGAGCAUUGCCGAAGGGACCAUUUACUGUCCGGUUAUUGCACGGAAAACAUCUACCGCUGCCGAGGUGAUAGACUCUCUGAUUAACAAACUGCAGCUGGACAAAACAAAAUGCUACGUCUUGGCCGAAGUGAAGGAAUUUGGUGGGGAGGAAUGGAUCCUCAACCCCACCGACAGCCCUGUCCAGCGCAUGAUGCUCUGGCCACGGAUGGCCCUAGAGAACCGCUUGAGCGGAGAGGACUACCGGUUUCUUCUAAGAGAAAAGAACCUAGACGGGUCGAUCCAUUACGCCAGUCUCCAGUCCUGGUUGCGGGUCACGGAGGAACGGCGCAGGAUGAUGGAACGUGGCUUCCUUCCCCAGCCGCAGUACAAGGAUUAUGACGACUUGUGCGCACUGCCAGACCUGAACGAGAGGACACUCUUGGAAAACCUUAGAAAUCGCUUCAAGCAAGAGAAAAUCUACACCUACGUGGGAAGCAUCUUAAUCGUCAUUAACCCCUUCAAAUUCCUUCCCAUUUAUAACCCUAAAUAUGUCAAGAUGUACGAUAAUCAUCAUCUGGGUAAGCUGGAGCCCCACAUCUACGCCGUGGCUGAUGUCGCGUAUCACGCCAUGCUACUGCGGCGGAAGAACCAGUGUAUAGUCAUUUCUGGAGAAAGCGGGUCUGGCAAAACCCAGAGCACAAAUUUCUUGAUCCAUCACCUCACCGCUCUCAGCCAAAAGGGAUUCGCUAGUGGAGUAGAACAAAUCAUUCUUGGAGCUGGACCAGUGCUGGAGGCUUUUGGGAAUGCCAAGACAGCACACAACAACAAUUCAAGUCGCUUUGGCAAAUUUAUUCAAGUAAAUUAUCAGGAGACUGGCACUGUGCGUGGAGCUUACGUUGAAAAGUAUCUACUAGAAAAGUCCAGACUAGUCUAUCAGGAACAUAAUGAAAGGAACUACCAUGUAUUUUAUUACCUGCUGGCGGGAGCAAGCGAAGAAGAAAAAUCUGCUUUUCACCUUAAACAGCCUGAUGAAUAUCACUACCUUAAUCAGAUGACAAAGAGAUCCCCUAAACAGAGCUGGGAUGACUAUUACUAUGACUCUGAGCCGGAUUGCUUCUCUGUUGAAGGUGAAGACUUGAAGCAUGAUUUUGAACGCUUGCAGCUGGCUAUGGAGAUGGUGGGGUUUCUCCCCAAAACCCGCAGGCAGAUAUUUUCCCUUCUGUCAGCAAUACUACACUUGGGUAACAUCCGUUACAAGAAAAAAACCUACCGAGAUGAUUCCAUAGAUAUCUGUAAUCCAGAAGUCUUGCCUAUUGUCUCAGAGUUACUUGAGGUGAAAGAAGAAAUGUUGCUUGAAGCACUGAUUACAAGAAAAACAGUGACUGUAGGAGAAAAGCUUGUAUUGCCAUACAAACUGGCAGAGGCUGUAACAGUACGGAAUUCCAUGGCCAAAUCAUUGUACAGCGCCCUGUUUGAUUGGAUCGUGUUUCGAAUUAACCAUGCACUUUUGAAUACCAAGGACUUGGAAGAAAGCACCAAGACUUUGUCCAUUGGAGUACUUGAUAUUUUUGGUUUUGAAGAUUAUGAAAGUAAUAGUUUUGAACAAUUUUGCAUUAAUUUUGCAAAUGAACGUUUACAGCACUAUUUUAACCAGCAUAUCUUUAAACUGGAGCAAGAGGAAUACAGACUGGAAGGCAUCAGCUGGCACAACAUAGACUAUAUCGACAACUCUGGCUGUAUAAACCUCAUCAGUAAAAAGCCCACAGGGUUGCUCCAUCUACUGGAUGAAGAAAGCAAUUUCCCACAAGCAACCAAUCAGACGUUACUAGACAAGUUUAAGCGUCAGCAUGAAGGGAAUCUCUACAUAGAAUUUCCUGCUGUAAUGGAACCUGCCUUUAUCAUAAAACACUAUGCUGGGAAAGUUAAAUAUGGCGUGAAGGACUUCCGGGAGAAAAACACAGAUCAUAUGCGACCUGACAUUGUUGCUCUCCUAAAGAGCAGCAAGAGUGCCUUUAUCUGUGGAAUGAUAGGGAUCGAUCCGGUUUCUGUGUUUCGCUGGGCUGUCCUCAGAGCGUUCUUCAGAGCUGUGGUUGCCUUUAGAGCUGCUGGUCAGAAGUACAUUGAGAAAAAAACGGGGCAUGAUGAUGCGGUUUUGAAAAAUGUGGAUAGUUUUAGCUUUCUCCAUCACCCAGUUCAUCAGAGGAGCUUAGAGAUUCUACAGAGAUGCAAGGAGGAGAAGUACAGUAUUGCUCGGAAACGGCCGAGAACCCCCCUCUCUGACCUGCAAGGAGUUAACACUAUUAACGAGAAAAGUCAGCGCGAUGCCUACGGAGUGUGGAAUACCAGGAUGGGCCUCAGACCGAACCGACUCUCCAACUUCCUUGACAAAGAUGGGAUAUUUGUGAAUUCGACGAACAGCAAGCUUCUGGAGCGUGCCCACGGCAUUCUCAUGCGAAACAAGAACGUUAAAGUCAAGCCCAACCUACCAAAGCACUUGCUGGAGGUGAAAUCCCUGAAGCAUCUGACAAGCCUGACUCUCCAUGAUCGUAUCACAAAGUCUCUUCUCCAUCUUCACAAGAAGAAGAAACCACCAAGCAUCAGUGCCCAGUUCCAGGCUUCACUUACCAAAUUGAUGGAGACUCUGGGGCAGGCAGAGCCCUAUUUUGUCAAAUGCAUUCGCUCCAACGCUGAGAAGCUGCCCUUGAGGUUCAAUGAUAACUUGGUGCUUAGACAGCUGCGUUACACAGGAAUGCUUGAGACAGUGCGCAUCCGACAAUCAGGAUAUAGCUGUAAAUAUUCUUUCCAGGAUUUUGUAGACCACUUCCACGUACUUCUCCCACGAGGCACUGCCCCGUCUAAGCAGAAUAUUGAAGGCUUCUUCAAAAAGACAGACAACAACUCAGAUAGUUACCAAGUUGGGCGAACUAUGGUGUUCAUGAAGGAACAGGGACGACAGCUUUUACAAGGACUGUUACACGAGGAAGUUUUGCAAAGGAUUAUCUUAUUGCAGAGCUGGUUCCGGACGAUGCUGUACAGAAGGCAGUUCCUGAGCAUGAGGCAGGCUGCCGUGAUCAUACAGCAUUGUUGGCGUCGUUAUCAGAAAAGAAAGCUAGCUGAAACAGAGGAAGAAUCCCUGAACAAUUCAGCCUUUUUAGAGCAAGCUGCUGUGGUCCUUCAGGCAUACUGGCGAGGUUACAUGGCACGGCGAAGAUUCCAGCAGAUGCGGAUUGCAGGCUUCAUUAUCCAGAGCUCUUGGAGGGACUGCUUAAGACGUCGGCACGCUGCAGCAACAUCUAUCCAGGCGCACUGGCGGAGCUACCGCACGAGGGCUCUCUUCAGAGCCAAAAGAAACAAAAUCAUUUUGUUGCAAGCAGCCUAUAGAGGCUACAAAGCACGGCAGAGGUUUACCACAUUAAAAGAGCAGCGACUGAGUGAAGCCUCACUAAAGAAUAGACUAACAAGUAAAGAUAAUAAAUUAAUACUAGGGUACAGCUCGGAUAUUAAGGACUCAGAGUCUUCUGAAUGGGAAGAGAAUUCAUUUGAAAAUAGAGUGAAAGCCGUCAAAGACCAUAAAUCGGUUAUGGACAAUAGAGUGGAUCCGUCAAAUUCUUUACACAAGCAUCACGAGAGGGCCAACAGCCAGAGCGGAAUGAGCAUGGAAGAGGAAGUUCUUGUCAGAGAAAGACCAAAGUCCCUGGAAGAUCUCAACCCAAAAAAAGGAGUCCGUGCAAAGCGAGAGAGCCGGCGCAUGCGCGAACUGGAGCAAGCCAUUUUUAGUUUGGAGUUGCUGAAGGUUCGAUCCACUAGUGAGACGUCUCCCUCGGAGGAGCAUCGGUUGUCCCCUGAUCUUGUUUCUGAAGGGAUGCCCUCUCCUCGAAGACCUCCGAGGAGUAAAAGCUCUCAGGGAAGUCUAGAGAAGCUAAGCCGGGACCCCCUCUCAUCUCAGGAUCACAGUGUAAAUCUCAGAGAAUCACUACAUGAUAGCCCAACAUUUGAUGAUGAUGAUGAUGAUGAUGAAGAUGACAAAGACAUCUCCAAAUUUGCUGCUGCUGCUGCUACUAUCAAUAAAAAUGUGUCGGAGAGAAAGAGGUCAAUCUCAAGUUCUGAAUUGCCUGACUGCCUGGCUGCUAAAGAGCGGUCAAUUUGUGACCCUCAUGACAUUGUCUCCAACAUGCAUACAAGAGCACCAUUGAUUUCUAGUAGUUUGCCUACAUUUUAUCUUCCACCACAGGACAAGUUGAAAGUUGGCCGUUCAGUGAGGGACAAUAACCUAAGAAACAAACAGAUGGAAAUGGGGAGCCAUUUUUUUUUCCCAGGCACCAAAAAACAUCCUCCACUGCAAAGGGCCACACAGAGUCCAGCCUUACAUGACGAUGGCCAAAUGUCCGGCAGUGGAGAAUUCCCAGCUGUUACAGCUACAGGAGUGCAUCUCUCGGAUAGGGUUAUCGAGAAGCUGGAGAAGUUAAAUGUUGAGAAAGAAGAACGCCAGAAACGAAAACAGAUGCAGAACGAAAGAGAGAUGAUGGAGCAGAUACGACGGCAGACAGAAAUUUUGGGGAAGCAGCAUAAAGUUUUUGAAGAGCUUCAGAGACAAGAGCAUGAACAGAAUAGGAUUCGGGACUCCUGCCAUGGAACCCCUCUCACCUCGCCUAAGAAAAUGGACAGAGGUCCACCUCUCCUCAUCGCCCAUCCUCAAGGCAAGGGAGAACUAAGACUUGCAACAAAUGCAGAAACCGCCUCAUCGGUGAACCUUAAAUCUCCUUCUGGCCCCAAAAAAGGAAGUCCCCCUAUUUGCCAGACGGCCCUGAAGGAAAAGACCGUCCCCAUGACCCCAGACAAAAAGGAAGGUCAGACGCCAGUCACCCUGGAAUCUGUUGGAACCGAUUGGUUGAAUUUGCAAACGGGUGUCGAGUCUCAGGAAAGUGUCAGCAAUCUACCUGCGAGGGAAAAACGGUUCAGAUUGCCUCGAAUUCCUAGCCAGGGCAAGGAAAGCUCUUCCAAGGAAACCAGAGUUGGUUCCAUUUUCUUUACACCAAAGGAUACUCAUUUGGGCAAUACUUUUAAUAAAGGAUCUUCAGCACCUCUGCUUCUUCCAAAAGAAGAACAGAAAAAGCCACUGAAACUUUCCAGAACAGACAGAGGAGAGCAGGUUGCCCGACCAGUCCAUAAAAAGAAAGCCCGCAUGGCACGGACACGCUCGAAUUUCUUGACUAGAGGUGCUUUUGCUGAUUGGGAGGGGGAUACAGAGGAAGAGGAUUGUGAUGACAAUCUUGAAUUCCUUCUCUCCUUUGAGCAUCCACCACACCUUGAGCCUGGUUGUGCAGUCAGGCUCAAGCAGCCCUGCCAUAGUGACUCUGAAAUGAUGUCACAACGUUCUGCAUCCAACGAAGGCCAAACAAAGCUUCACAAAACAAUGUCUCAAGGAGAGAUUGGAAAACUGCCAGUUGCCCAGAAGGUCAUAGCCGUGGACAGAAGACCUCAAAGAGCCAAGAUGAGAUUUUGGGGAAAAGGAAGGCAGGGAGAGAAGAAAAUAAGCAGGGAGAAACUUGCUACCCAAUCAGAACUGCUGGAACUGUAUCCCGACCAUGAUGCACCAGGAAGAGACAGGAUUCCAGGUCUACAGCUUGAAGAAGAGCUGAGUCCUCCAAGGAGUCCUGAACUGUCCGGCAUUUAUCGAAGGGAAUGUAAAGAAAACAAAGAGCCAUCCCCAAAGGUCAAGCGAAAACGCAGCCUGAAAAUUAGCAACGUAACUAUGGAACCUGCACAGUGGCAGAACGACGCUCUUCAGAUCAUAACAAGCGCCAGUGAUUUGAAAAGCAUGGACGAGUUCCUCUUGAAAAAGAUGAAUGAUUUGGAUAGCGAAGACUGUAAGAAGGACACUCUUGUGGAUGUGGUAUUUAAAAAAGCUUUGAAAGAAUUCCGGCAAAAUAUCUUCAGUUUCUACUCUUCCGCUUUGGCAAUGGGUGAUGGGAAGAGCAUCCGCUACAAAGAUCUCUAUGCAUUGUUUGAGCAGAUUCUAGAGAAAACCAUGAAAUUUGAACAGAGGAACUGGAGUGAAUCCCCCGUACGGGUCUGGGUCAAUACAUUUAAGGUGUUUCUGGAUGAAUACAUGACAGAAUACAUGCCUUUGGAUUAUUCUGCAGCAAAGGUGACAAAAACAGAAAGGAAGAAGAGACGAAAGAAGGAAACAGACAUAGUAGAAGAACAUAAUGGUCAUAUUUUUAAGGCUACUCAAUAUAGCAUUCCUACUUACUGUGAAUUCUGCUCCUCCUUGAUAUGGAUCAUGGACAGGGCCGCUGUUUGCAAAUUAUGCAAAUACGCCUGCCACCGAAAGUGCUGCCAGAGGACCACAACUAAAUGCUCCAAAAAGUAUGACCCAGAGCUUUCUUCACGGCAAUUUGGAGUCGAACUCUCUCGCCUGACCAGCGAAGAACGAAUUGUGCCGAUCGUGUUUGAGAAGCUCACCAGCUACAUAGAAAUGCAUGCUUUGUAUACAGAGGGCAUUUACCGGAAAUCUGGAUCAACAAAUAAGAUCAAAGAAUUACGGCAGGGCCUUGACACAGAUAUUGAAAGAGUGAACCUCGAUGACUACAACAUCCAUGUCAUUGCCAGUGUGUUCAAGCAAUGGCUGAGGGAUUUGCCUAAUCCUCUCAUGACAUUUGAACUCUAUGAAGAAUUCUUGCGAGCCAUGGGUCUGCAGGAGAGGAAAGAGGCGAUCCGCGGGGUCUACUCAGUCAUUGAUCAGCUUUCCCGAACCCAUCUUAAUACCUUGGAACGGCUGAUCUUUCACCUUGUCAGGAUAGCUCUACAAGAAGACACUAAUCGGAUGUCAGCUAAUGCUCUGGCCAUUGUGUUUGCUCCCUGUAUCCUCCGUUGUCCGGACACCACUGACCCUCUGCAGAGCGCUCAGGAUGUCAGUAAAACCAUCAGUUGCGUAGAGUUGGUUGUUAUAGAACAGAUGAACAAAUACCGGGCCCGUCUCAAGGAUAUCAGCAGCCUUGAGUUUGCAGAGAACAAAGCAAAGAGCCGGCUAUCCUUGAUCCGCAGGUCCAUGAAGCCUGUACUAAUUGCCGUUAGAUUUAUGAGCAUAACCCGCAGUUCGAUCCCGGGCAAAGGGCGUCUACGCCGAGGCAACUAUCCAAGCCCUACAUCACCAGCAGGAGUCCGGUUGCCCUCUAUGUCGGAUGCUCCCGAAGAGGCCCUGAGCAGCGAGGAGGCCAUGGAGAUAGAGGUCACCGAACAGCAGCAAGUAGCCAUGCAACAGGAAGAGAAGGUGCUGGCAGAGCAAAUAGAGAGCCUGCAGAAAGAGAAGGAAGAACUAACUUUUGAGAUGCUGGCACUGGAGCCUAGAGCCUCUGAUGACGAAACGUUAGAGUCUGAAGCUUCAAUCGGCACUGCCGACAGUUCUGAAAACCUGAAUUUUGAUUCCGAAGGAGCCAUUUCGGACAAGUCAGGCAGAAGUGUAACCUUCAACUCGGCAAGAUCCAUCAAGGCAGACCCGAGCGGCACCUCUAGGUCUCGAAGGCAACUGCGCAAGCAGCAGGAGUCUUUGGACUCCGUGGAUUCCUCGCUUCCUUCUCCGUCCCUGUCGCCUUCUCCCUCCUCCUCCUCCUCCUCCUGCCUGCCUCACGUGACGAGGAAACGAUUCCAAAUCUAUUCCAAAUCGCCUUUUUAUCGAGCAGCUCCCUCUGGGGAC
Molecule: messenger RNA, 7746 nt
Organism: Protobothrops mucrosquamatus (brown spotted pit viper)
Lineage: Eukaryota; Metazoa; Chordata; Lepidosauria; Squamata; Viperidae
Gene: MYO9A
Product: myosin IXA
Exons: 43
Biological process (GO): positive regulation of GTPase activity; intracellular signal transduction
Cellular component (GO): myosin complex
Molecular function (GO): microfilament motor activity; ATP binding; protein binding
Source: RefSeq, a predicted model, not a curated record